Cryptotermes secundus is the source of this 4614-nucleotide messenger RNA. Its product is annotated as kinesin-like protein Klp10A. The transcript has 15 exons. Bases 1221 to 3482 code for a protein of 753 amino acids. NCBI's taxonomy places the organism in Eukaryota, Metazoa, Arthropoda, Insecta, Blattodea, Kalotermitidae. Gene Ontology annotation, molecular function: microtubule binding; microtubule motor activity; ATP binding. Gene Ontology annotation, biological process: microtubule-based movement. The record is from RefSeq and is a predicted model, not a curated record.
UUAAUGUGUCGAUAUCCACGAAUAGCUGAUGCGUUUGUGUCACUCUGAAUCCAUUGACCGAUAAGCAAAAUGUUUAGGCAGUGGGCAUACGUAUGGGCGUUGGAACGAGCACAGGAUCGUUGCACUGUUGUGGGUAGACGCAGGAAUGCAGCAACUCCAGGACCUGAAGGCCGUCGCUUCGUGCCAGCUUGUGUUCCUCUUGCAGUGUCGAGGUGCAGACGUCAGUGGAGGCAUGUGAUUGCACAGAGUCGAGGUGCAGACGUCAGUGGAGGCAUGUGAUUGCACAGUGUAUCAGACCCAGUAGCCGUGUGACGUGACACGCGUUGUUGCGUUAUAUUAGGAUAGUAUCUGGGCUAGGCAGCGUCGGUUGGUAGGAUAAGACGAAGGAUGAAUUGAAAGAAUCUGGAAGGAAGUGAUCGUGACACAAAUGAGGUACUAUGCCGCUGUUUGCUUAGAGGGCCUGAGUAGAAUCACGAAUACUCCAGUCAGAUGGCCGGUGUCGUCGAGAUUCGAACCAUGAGUCUAGAAGAACGUUAGCGCUACACCAGUCCGUCCGGUACUGUGGUUCAGUAACAGAAAUUAUCGUUUAGCUGAACUAUCCGAACGUCUGUUUGCCUUAGGGUCAGAAUUUUGAUUCUGUCCAGGCUACAGUUUCCCUAAAGCCGAAGAAUCGAGUACGUUUUAACAUGGGGCCUGUGCGUGCGGGCGCGCCACGGCUAGGCUCCUGCUGUUCGGUGUUCCAACUCUUUAUCACUACAGUCAUAUUGUUUUGUUGUGAAAUCAAGGGACGCCAGAUAGCAUCCUAUUAGUAAUCCGGUAUGUUUUAAAUCUAGUCCCUGGGUUGCGCACAUCGGUUGCAGCUGUAUUUUUGGAGGGAGGAAGGGUGACGCACCAUAAAGUUGGCCCUGUUAUAACCCAUACACGCCCAACCGUUAACUCACUUAGUGCACUUGAUGAAACCUACUGCACAUUCUGCCGAGAUUGACCAGGUGUAAAACAUGGGACAUUAGAAGUGGAUUAGCACUUGCCAUCGGUCUUCGUGGGGCACUAAACCCGGCGAUAUUCUCAAGUAAAAUAACACGCAAAUGGUUACAAGGAACUGGGGCCCUGUUGCGAAAUCCGCCACGUACACCCGCUGGACGCCGCGUCGCUGCAAUAACGGGCUGAGCAAUUAGAAUUUUGUGUCACUUGUGGUCUCCCAGAGAACGGCGUUCCUCGCCAUGGGCUGGCUCAGUCGACUGUGUCAAUGCACUUCGCGGCCCCACAGCGGCCCACAUCACCAGGUUGUUGACGAGAAGUCUUCGGAACCGGCGGUCGUCCCGGCGCAGAGCUUAGAUGUUGAAUGUGACGACGGACGAAUCCACACGGCGGUCGUUUCGGGCAUCAACUACGAGACCCGCAGCGUGACAGUCGAAUGGUUCGAGCGAGGUGAAACCAAAGGCAAAGAGAUCGAAAUAGAGGCCAUCCUGUCAUUGAACCCAGAUCUCAUACCCAAAGGACACUCAAAUCAAAAUGUCAUCCCCACGAAGCUGACGAGGUAUGCUGCCAAAUCCAACAGCAUUGCCGCGGCGGGCAACAAAGUUGAUGAUGGAAACCGUUCAACAUAUUACCAGCGUACACGGCAACAGGCCAGACCUACCAACAUAAUUCCUGCUCUGAAUGGACAUGGAGACCAGCAGAAUGUGGCCAUGGCACGAGGCGUGGAGAACAUCGCUCCAACUCCUAGUACACCCACGGUCGCCAGUGUUGCGGCCAGACAACAGCAGCUGCAGCAACAGCUUCAGCAGCAACAGCAGGCUGCUUUGGCAGGAGCUCAAGGAGGACGGGGACGGAGGAGUAAUGUGGUGAAGGAAGUUGAGCGACUGAAGAAGAACCGGGAGGAACGGCGUCAGAGACAGGCAGAACUGAAAGAGGAGAAGGAAGUUCUCAUGAGCAUGGAUCCUGGUAACCCCAAUUGGGAGUUCCUUGCUAUGAUCAGGGAAUACCGUAACGGUAUCGAGUUCCGUCCCCUGCGAGAGUCAGACCCCGUGGAGGAUCAUCAGAUCACAGUUUGCAUCAGGAAGAGGCCACUCAACAAGAAAGAGGUGGCCAGGAAGGAGGUCGAUGUGAUCUCAGUGCCCAAUAAAGACCAGAUUGUCGUACAUGAGCCCAAACUCAAAGUGGAUCUCACAAAGUUCUUGGAGAACCAGCAUUUCAGAUUUGACUACGCUUUUGAUGAGACCUGUGGCAAUGACUUGGUUUACAAAUACACAGCAAAGCCUCUAGUCCAAACAAUCUUCGAGGGGGGGAUGGCAACGUGUUUUGCGUAUGGGCAGACAGGAAGUGGCAAGACCCAUACGAUGGGCGGUGACUUCCAGGGCAAGACACAAGACUGCAAGAAGGGAAUCUAUGCCAUGGCUGCCAAAGAUGUCUUUAAGUUCCUCAAGUCGCCAAAGUAUAAGGUCCUGAACUUGAUGGUGUCGGCAAGCUUCUUUGAGAUCUACAGUGGCAAGGUCUUCGAUCUGCUGGCAAAUAAAGCCAAGUUGCGUGUUCUUGAAGAUGGCAAGCAGCAAGUGCAGAUCGUGGGGCUGACUGAAAAAGUAGUUGACUCAGUGGAUGAAGUCCUUAAACUUAUACAGCAUGGUAACACUGCCAGGACAUCAGGGCAGACAUCAGCAAACUCCAAUUCUUCCCGGUCUCAUGCAGUAUUCCAGAUCAUAGUCCGGACACCUGGCAUCAAUCGUAUCCAUGGCAAGUUCUCAUUGAUCGACCUAGCGGGAAAUGAGAGGGGAGCAGAUACGUCCUCUGCAAAUAGGCAGACAAGGAUGGAAGGUGCAGAAAUUAACAAGUCACUUUUGGCUCUAAAGGAGUGUAUCAGGGCGUUGGGCAGGAAAGGUGCUCAUCUCCCGUUUCGAGCCAGCAAGCUCACCCAGGUGCUUCGAGACUCCUUCAUCGGGGAAAAAUCCAAAACAUGUAUGAUAGCGAUGAUUAGUCCAGGCAUGAGUUCAUGUGAACACUCUCUCAACACACUGCGGUACGCGGAUCGUGUCAAGGAACUGGCAGCCAAUGAUCCCAUGGAGAUGAAGAUAUCUCCUAACAGUGAAGGGGAGCCCAUGAAGGUGGAGAAUAACGGUGCACUGGAAGAUAGUGAUCUUGCCCAACUUCGAUCCUUAAAUGAAGGAGAGAUCUCAGCGGACCUGUUCACCUUCCACGAGGCAGUUUCACAGCUGCAGCUACUGGAAGAGGAGGUGUUAGAUGCUCACACCAGUCUAGCAGAGAUGGGGCCCAUGUGGACCGGGCACGACCAUGCCUUGCUAGCCAUGACAAAUGAUGUAGACUAUGACCAGGACGCAUAUUCUAAACAGCUGGAGCUGAUGCUGGCUGAGAGGAUGGAAGUUCUGGGUGACCUAAAACAGAAAGUGGCUGCAUUCAGAGCACAACUUGUUGCCGAGGAACAAAUCAGUCAGAAGAUCAAGCGACCAGCACCUACGAGGCACACCUAACCUCUGCGCCACAGUAUUGCCAUUCCAGUGUGCGUUAUAAUGCCCAGUUAUUAAAGAAAGACAAGUUGUGUGAAAGUACCCCCCCCCCUCUCCCAAUAUUUUGAAUUGCAUGGUAUGUUCUAAUUGUUAUGACGCUCUAUUUUUACCAUAAAUAUGAACCUAAUUGAUUGAAGCAUGUUGGGGACCAUUAGUUUUGUACAUUUAAUUGCAGUUUCUUUUGGUCUUUUGUGCUUUUUUAAAUAUUUUUAUGUACAUCUUGUAAUGAAGUCCAUACCAUGUCAGGAAGGACAAAGCAUAUGCCCCAUCUUUCUAAAACUGUAGCUAAUUUGUUCUGCAUUGUUUCUUUGAUGUGAGAUAAAUGUCAAGAAAUAUUCUCUACCUGUGUUGAGCUUGUGUUGCUACUUAUUCCUGUCAGUUCUUUCUCCAGUGUGGUACUUUAUAAAAGGAAUAUGCAAUACAAGCUGCUUUACCACAGUCAUGUUCAUACUUUGUGAUAAUUUCAGUUUCCUCUGAAGUGCUGGUAUAUGUUUUGCAUGGCAGGUUAUCAGGAACAAGGAGCAUCUGACAUCCUUUUUUAUUUACAAAUACUUUCAGCCGCUUGGUGUCAUGAGAGCUAACACUCGUUUGCCAAACUAACAUAAAUAAUCCAUAAUGGUUGAUCCAAUGGCGAAAGCAACAUUUAUACAUCACUGAAUUGUCAGAAAACUAUAAUCAAUGCUAACCCUUUGAUUCAUGAAAUUUGUUACAUAUUUUUUAAAGUUUCAGUUCCUACCUCACAGAGAACAUUUAUCUCCAUUACAGAGACCAACUGGUUAAUGCUGUUUGGGGAAGUAAUAACAAGAAUCAAAAAAACAUAAAUACAUCACAUGGAAAUAUUGCAGAGUUCUUUAAUGUGAAAGCUAAUGGUAUAUACAGUUACCACUGUGCUUUAUAGUGUUAAAAAUCUGUCUCAUCAGUUUACAGUGAAAUGUGAUUAUUAUGAUACGUCUUCUUCCCUGCCCUUAUAAGUUCGCAAGACCGUUCAGUGCAUUUGUGGUACUACGGCUCAGCGAAUCUUAUGAUUGCCACAGUACUUAACUAGAAUUAUGUAAACAUUUGUUCCCUUUCCUUGAUACAUACAUGUUCUGGAAUU